This is a messenger RNA of Drosophila bipectinata, 838 nucleotides long. RefSeq names its product LYR motif-containing protein bcn92 (gene bcn92). Lineage: Eukaryota; Metazoa; Arthropoda; Insecta; Diptera; Drosophilidae. The record is from RefSeq and is a predicted model, not a curated record. Gene Ontology annotation, cellular component: L-cysteine desulfurase complex; mitochondrion. Gene Ontology annotation, biological process: iron-sulfur cluster assembly.
UAACUCUCUUCAAGACAAGCUCCUGUUACUCUUUGCAAAAAAAUACCGCACUUAAGAAACAGCUGUUUAUGGUAUUUUUGUGCCCCAGGUGGCGGGUAUUUUCCGGCAUGUAAUUUUUUAUGUCAUCAGGCGGCCAGUCCAAUAAGCGCGGAACUAACCAACCCCGUGAUAAAAGAAACACCGGUGUUAUCAAUUAAAAACAGUUUUCUAAAGGCAGUAGUUGAUAUUCCUGCCACCCAUUAAACAGUCCUUACAACGCGCCAGGAUGUCCACCCGUCGCCAGGCAAUCACUCUCUAUAGGAAUCUGCUCCGCGAAUCGGAGAAGCUGCCCUCCUAUAACUUUAGAAUGUACGCCGCCAGGAAGAUACGGGACACGUUUCGCGCCAACAAGACUAUUCGGGAUUUCGAGGAGAUUGAUCGGCAAAUGGCCACGGGAAAGCAGAAUCUGGAGCUGAUACGUCGCCAGGUCAUCAUUGGGCACUUGUAUACUACCGACAAGCUGGUCAUCGAGAAUAAGAAAACCCUGAAGCCAUCGGAUGAUUGAGAAGCUGGAGAUAUCCCAAUAGCUGGAGAAGCGUUAGUUGAUGAGAGUACAAUGGCCAAUGGACAGGUGGCGGCGGCGGCGGCGGCGAUGGCCAAGGGCAGGAUGAAUCAGGAGCAGGAGACACAACUCGAAAGACUCUAUCCACAACAUACUACACUACACACUGCACACACACACACACACAUUGUUGAUUCUAAUUAUAUAAGCGAGAUCGAGAUGAGGAGAACUAUGUAGGAAUCAAACCAAGGAACCCAGAGAUCAUUUGCUAGCAAAAAAACACCAAUUUAAUUUUAU